CCCAAAAAUCUACACAAAAUGCUGGGUAUCAUCGAGCUCGGCAUUCAAUAUCGGAUAUGGCGUUCACAAGCCCAUGGAAAGGGAAAAAAGAGCCCGCGGACGCCGACGACUCCGCUGGCAAAAAUGGCGUCGAAACUGAAUGAAGAAUCGAUUUCGCUGGAAUCCGUGAUGGCCGAGUUUAAGCUGUCAAAUACGACUCUCCGACGAAUGAUGUCCCAUUUAUCAGAUAAUAUGGAUCGAGGACUGGAAUCCGGCUUGGAACGGUCCACAAUUGCAAUGUUACCAUCUUUUGUGCCAGAAUUGCCGAAUGGAAAAGAACGUGGAAAAUUCGUUGCAAUGGACCUCGGAGGCACAAAUCUACGUGUAAUGUUGAUGGAACUGGAGCCCGGUGAGCCGAUGAGAACUAAACAAUUUAAUACAAGAAUGCCAAAUGCCGCAAUGCAUGGAACCGGACAAAAACUUUUCGACUACAUUGCCAAAGCUCUGUGCGAUUUUCUUGUCGAACGUGAGCUCGCCGAUGAGCAUUUGCCUGUUGGAUUCACUUUCUCGUAUCCCUGCGAUCAAACCGGGCUCCGAUCGGCCACGCUGCUCAGAUGGACAAAAGGAGUAACAGCGACAGGAUGCGUGGGCGAAGACGUCGUACAACUGUUAGAAGAUGCGAUUGCACGUGAUGGACGUGUUAAAGUGAAUAUAGUUGCAUUGAUUAAUGAUACAGUUGGUACAAUGGUUGCAGCUGCAUAUGAAGCUGGCGGUCACUGUGAUAUUGGCGUAAUUAUUGGAACCGGAACAAAUGCUUCAUAUAUGGAAGAUUCCAGGAAGAUUGUGCACGGAUUGGCCAACGCUACGGAGGAUUAUAAUCAUAAAUCGAUGAUAAUCGAUACGGAAUGGGGAGGAUUUGGUGAUAAUGGAGAAGCUGAUUAUAUUUUCACAAGAUAUGAUAAAAUUGUUGACUCAAAAUCCGAUCAUCCUGGCGUUAAUUCUCUCGACAAGCUAAUCGCCGGAAUGUGCAUGGGAGAGCUCGUCCGUCUGGUUUUGGAGCGACUCUGUGAGAAUAAAGUGCUCUUUAAUGGAAUUGGCUCGAAAAUGCUCCGUACUCGAAAUACGUUUCCGACGAAAUAUAUUUCCGAAAUUUUGCACGACGAUUGCGGUGUCUACAGUAAUACCCGACAGAUCAUGGACGAGCUCGGCAUCGAAGGAGCCACUUUUAGCGAUAUGCUUCUGCUCCGUGAAGUUUGUGUCGUUGUGUCGAGGCGGAGUGCGAAUUUGGCGGCUGCAGCAAUCGCGUGUGUCCUGAAUCGUGUCCGCCGGCCGAAUAUGCUCGUUGCAAUCGAUGGAUCCACGUAUAAAUACCAUCCAUUCUUCAAUCAUUGGGUGUGCGAGAAGAUUCGAGAACUUCUGGAUCCUGGGCUUGAUUUCAAAAUCGUCCAAACCGGUGAUGGCUCAGGCCGUGGAGCCGCACUCAUCGCCGCAAUCGUUUCGAGAGUCAAGCGAGAAGAGGAGAAGCGGCUGAAGGAUCUGGAAGCCCAACGGCUCCGCGACGCAGAAGCCGAGGAGCGGCGCCUGCUGGAAAUUGAGAAAGAGAAGGAAGAAGCCGAAGAGCGAGCACAAAAGAUCUCGGAAAUGAUGAGAUAUCAGAUCGAGCGAGGCGCCGAAGAGUCAUUCCAACGUCAUGAUUAAGCCCCCCGUAGGAUUACUGUAGUUUUGUAGUUUGUAGCCUUCCCGUGCCCACUCGAUUCACUUUUCCCCACAGAGUUUUUUUUUAUUUUUAUGUUUUAAGAAUUUUUUUGUUAUUAGCCUGAAAGCCUGAAAGACUAUUACUAACCCUCCCACUUUGUAAGCCCAAUUACGCCCCCACAAAUUGCCAUAUACGUUGAGAUUUUCUUGUCAAAUGUCGUUCCCACCCACACACACACUAGUCCACAGUAUUUAUGCCUGAAAUCUGCAUUUUUAUUACAGAUAAAAUAUUUUAAUUUC
Messenger RNA from Caenorhabditis elegans, 1974 nucleotides. RefSeq names its product Phosphotransferase (gene hxk-2). Gene Ontology annotation, molecular function: fructokinase activity; hexokinase activity; D-glucose binding. The transcript has 13 exons. Gene Ontology annotation, biological process: glycolytic process; carbohydrate metabolic process; intracellular glucose homeostasis. Lineage: Eukaryota; Metazoa; Nematoda; Chromadorea; Rhabditida; Rhabditidae. The coding region runs from base 19 to 1677 and encodes 552 amino acids. The record is from RefSeq and is marked reviewed.